Messenger RNA from Sungouiella intermedia, 648 nucleotides. NCBI's taxonomy places the organism in Eukaryota, Fungi, Ascomycota, Pichiomycetes, Serinales, Metschnikowiaceae. The record is from the annotation of a GenBank genome assembly.
AUGCCUCUUAAAACAUUCACAACUUCCCAAUUUGGCACUGUGGUCGCCCAGCCGCUAACUCCGGAAUCGUUUCAUCCAUACGGUGGAGUCAUCAGUGCCGAUCACCAGAUCAAGACCGUAGCCUCUUCUGGAGCAAACUAUGGAACAGCUGUGAAGAUCCAUAAAGUGGCUCCAAUCGUGAACAAUUAUGCCAGCUGUCCCAGUAGGAAACCUGCAACAGCGAACUGGAACAUUUUCAGAUGCUCGGCUCCAAAACAUUUGAUUGCACCAACUUCUGUCAGCUCGAAGUCCUAUACGUCCAAAGUGCUCGAGAGACAUCCAUUUUCCACACAAACAUUUAUUCCCAUGGGCCAGAACUUGGAGAAAGUGUCAUUUUUGGUGAUUGUGGCAUCUACAGACGAGUCAACGUCCCAGAAAUUGCCAGACCCAUCGCUGGUCAAGGCAUUUAUCUGCAAAGGUAACCAAUCCGUCACCUACGGAGCAGGAACAUGGCAUGCACCCAUGGUGGUCAUCGAUGAGACCAUCCCAUAUAUAGAUUUUGCAGUUUUCAUCCAUGAAAAUGGCGUUGCAGACGAAGAUUGUCAGGAGUGUUACUUUGAGCCUGGAUACACUGUUUCGUAUCCUGAUCCAGUCACCUCGAAAUUAUAG